CUACUACGUAAUAAGUAGUACCUACUACCUAAUAAAGUACCUGUAGCUUACUAUAGUACUAUACGUAUUACCCUACGGUGCCUACAAGUUACCUGAUGGGCUUCCCGCUUCGAAAUAGUACACUGCAAUGGCCCGAAGGAAUAUUGUGGACCAUUGCUCAUCUCAUGUACUUGUUCCAUCACAGCUGACCCGCAGCAACUUCAUACUGUUCUUGUACAUUGCGCCCAAACAAGGUCGGAAGUUCACCAUAAUGGCCGAUCAUACUGAUCAUCCCGACUCACACAUGCUCGCGAUGGACCCAAUUGCUCCAUAUCGCAUACGUGCAAGAUCUUGCCUUGAGAAGGGUGAUGGCGAAGCUCACCGGCCAUCUACCCAGCCGCGAAGAGCCCCCUCAUGGCGGACAGUUAUUAUGAGCAUGAUCUUCAUCAUUUUCACAGCGAGCUUCUUCCACACCCCAGGCAGAGAGCGCGUCUACCGAACGCUCGAGCAAUAUCGUGGCCUGUCGUCUUUCGAACAAAGAGCCCGCCGCGUGCUGGCUCGAACGCCUCUAAUCGACGGACAUGUCGAUAUGGCUAUGCUCAUCAGAGGCGUCUAUGAGAACAAAAUCGAUAACGAGGAGUGGAAAAUGGCCUUCGAGAAUGGCAACCUUGCCGGCCAUGCCGACAUCAAACGCUUGAGAGACGGCAUGUCGGGGGGCGCGUUCUGGAGUGUUUGGGCCCCUUGCCCACGGAAUGGCUCCGACUUCUCUGACGGGAACCUUCAAAAAAGCCUUCAAUUUACACUGGACCAGAUUGACCUCAUGCACCGCAUACACACCAUGUAUCCGGAUGACUUCUCCCAUGCUCAGGGGCUACAUGCUACCGAUGCUUUGCGUGUCUGGGCUGAAGGCAAGCUGAUCUCGCCCUUGGGCAUUGAGGGACUGCAUCAAAUCGCCAACAAAGCCUCCAAUCUGCGCCGAUUUUACGAUCUCGGCGUACGUUAUGCGACACUGACCCACAACUGCCACAACAAGUUCGCCGAUGCUGCGCAAGAGGAGUAUCCAAUGCGCAAAGCAACCCCUGUCUUCAACGGAGUCAGUGAGGAUGGAAGAAGGUUGAUUAAUGAAAUGAACCGUAUCGGUAUGAUCGUUGAUAUUGCACAUGUCAGCGAGGACACAAUGGUUGAUGUACUUGGUGGCAAUGAUGAGUGGUCUGGUUCCAGAGCGCCCGUUAUCUACUCACAUAGUUCGGCGUACGCCAUCUGCCCUCAUCCUCGCAAUGUCAAAGAUUAUGUCUUGAACAUGGUCAAGGAGCGCAAUUCGGUAGUAUUGGUCAACAUCGCUGGCCAAUUUUUAGCCUGCAGAGAUGUAGGGGCCGAUGAUGGAAUACCUGAGCCUGUUCCGGAGGAGGCCACAUUGGGCCGAGUUGUCGAGCACAUCAUGUACAUUGGCGAGCUCAUCGGCUACGAUCAUGUCGGUGUUGGUACAGACUUGGACGGAAUUCCAGAUGCCCCCGAAGGAUUCAAAGACGUUACGGGUUAUCCAGCCCUUGUCGCAGAGCUUCUGAGGAGAGGCGUGAGUGACGAGGAUGCGGCCAAGAUUGUGGGGAAGAAUGUGCUGCGUGUCUGGGCCGAUGUAGAGGAAGUCGCUGCUGGGUUGCAGGCAAAAGGCGAGCCUGUUCUUGAGGAUGACGUUUACUACGACGGCCCUUACUGAUAGAAGACCAUCAA
This is a messenger RNA of Emericellopsis atlantica, 1707 nucleotides long. RefSeq names its product membrane dipeptidase-domain-containing protein. The coding region runs from base 128 to 1693 and encodes 521 amino acids. The record is from RefSeq and is a predicted model, not a curated record. Lineage: Eukaryota; Fungi; Ascomycota; Sordariomycetes; Hypocreales; Bionectriaceae. Gene Ontology annotation, biological process: proteolysis. The transcript has 3 exons. Gene Ontology annotation, molecular function: metallodipeptidase activity.